This is a messenger RNA of Lytechinus variegatus (green sea urchin), 5058 nucleotides long. RefSeq lists its product as uncharacterized. Lineage: Eukaryota; Metazoa; Echinodermata; Echinoidea; Temnopleuroida; Toxopneustidae. Bases 840 to 4127 code for a protein of 1095 amino acids. Gene Ontology annotation, biological process: nervous system development; neurogenesis. The transcript is spliced from 19 exons. The record is from RefSeq and is a predicted model, not a curated record. Gene Ontology annotation, molecular function: protein binding.
CGGACAUUCAUUCUACCACAGCGCCAGCACGCUGUUUUAUACCCGCUUGAAUAUGUUUUGAAAAUUGAUUGCCGUUGCUUUGCACGCCACUUGCCUGGUUUCAAUGCACCUGUAUGCCGGAUCAGUGGUGUGUGCAUUGUUUACCCCUUUCGUGCAAGCUCGCUCCAAUACAUUUCGGCUCUUGGAAGCCGAGUGAGCUGACAGAGCCAAAGAGACGCGAUCGUGGAUUGUCCUUCCCGUUGGACUGAGAUUUGUUUUAUUAAAGAUCGAGGUAAAAUACUUGGCCAAUACUUGUCGUCUGAUUCGUAGAAAAUCUAUUCAAGUUCAACAGAGGGUGAAUUAGAACUUUCAACUCGCCAUCGCAGAGAUUUGAAACACAUUGUGACUUCAGUUUUUUCCAGUUUGACUUCUUCUGCAUGGUGGGAGACAUCAUCCUUACACCAUUUAGAUCUGUGUAUAAAUGAAUAACACAAUAUGCAUGAAACCAGUGAUGAAGCUAUUUAUUGUAAUGAGAUAUUGAUCCAGAAAUGUAAUUGGUAGCAUACUGUGUAUGGAAUUCGGCAUGCUCAGUUGCUAGACGGCUAUUUAAAUAUUCAUGAAGUGAUUACUGAAACUGCCAAAACAUGCCAUACAGACAUAUUACUGGAAUGUAAUUUUAGAUUUUGCAGCUUCUAUCAAAACCUUUCAUUGACUAUUGGAGACCUUGAUGUCAGACGGUCAAUUGUCCGCUGUAAACGGGAUAUUAUAAUCAGAGGUGCAAGCAUAGAUAUUGAUGACAAUGAUGAAGCGGUCAUUUUUAAUUGACGAGAGUUGAAUCGCCGCCGCAGAAACCAGCUGCCAUGAUGGUCAUCAAGGGACACUUGGGGUCAACGACCUCGGGAGGAGGUCCGAGGCAACUCAAGCCUCAGCCCAUCAAAUCCUGGACAGCCAAGUCGGAGAAGGUGUACGAGAAGUCGAGGGAGAACGGGUUUGUGCCUGCACAGCGGGGUCUGUACACCAAGACUAAGAAUCCCCUGCCCGUCAAGUACACUGUCAGAGGAGAGUGGGAAUUGCAAGAAUGCGAGGAGCACUUAACAUGGCUGAACAAAGUAUUGAAGAAGAAGAAACACAAGCCGUUGACAGACUUCCGCAAGAGUGUGUCAGAUGGUCUAACUCUAGUCAACUUGUUAGAAAUUUUGUUCAAUGAGAAGAUUCAAGGAAUCCAGACCCGUCCAAUCAUCAGAGCCCAAAGGAUUGAAAACAUUCAUCUAUGUUUACGAUUCUUACAAACCAAGGGGUUCGAUACCAGAGGGGUCAAUGCUGAAGAAAUAACAGAUGGGAAUCUCCGGUCUACUAUAGCACUCAUCAACACUCUUAGACGAAGGUUUGAGAGUACCACUGUGAGCACCGGUAGUCAGAAGCAAGACAGUGCACCGUCCACGCCGCGAGGACCGGUACCAGAUAGCAUCUCACAGAAUGAAGAAAGGAUAUCAUUACAGGGGAGAGAUCCAAGUACUCUUAGCCAGAUAUCUGUUCAGUCUGAAACUAGUUUUGGAAGAAAGAGUGGAGAUUACACAAUGAAUGGUACAGAGGGUACCUCUGAGAUGCAGACCACUACACCCCGUCUGAUUCCUAAUGGUCAUGUUGAGCCUGCCUUACCGGGUCUAAUGGGAUCUACCAACCAUGAAGAUGAGUUACCGGUCAUAGCACACAAUGAUCAUACCGUCAUGAGUAUGACCGAGAUGGGAUCUAAAGGAGUCCUGCAGCAUGGAGCUGAGACUCGGCGGACGCAGCUAUCAAAAGAGAGCCCUCGUGGGGCUAUCAGACCUCAACCAGUUAAAGCAGGAGAUUCAUGGAACCCACUAGCUAACCUCAAGUCCCCACUGAGGGAUACGUUAUCCAUGACGGUAGAGGAAAAGUUAAAGAACUUGCUCGACUCGCCCACACCGGGUAGUCUUAUCAAUGGAAACAAUCAGCCUCAGUUUGAUGACGGUGAGCUGUUGGAGCUACCUCCACCAAACUUCCGUGAUGUCACCGAUGAAGAUGAGGCUAUUGAUGAGGAGGCUAACCUUCAAGCCAUGUUGGAGGAUCCUGAUAAGUUUGACUACCCCAAGGAUUGGGAUAGAUACAUCUCAGGUUAUGUGCCCUCCACAACGACUGAGAAGAAAGAGGGUCCUCGUGCUCAAGCCCUGUUAGAUCAACCCCCUACCUCUACCACGCCCCCUCCCGAUGCAUCCACCCCAACCACCAAUUGGAACCGUCCAGCUCCUUUCUUCCACGGUCCUUCAUCGCAUCAUAUGGGGACUGCUCCAUCAACUCAACCUCCUCAGGAGAUGUCUGGCUACUCAAAUGGGAGGCCUCAACCUAUCCGUCCAAUCAGCAAGAAGCUUCCAGAUAAUUUCCGCAACCUAUCGGGUGUGGUCUAUGGGGAGGAGCCAAUCAACAAAGGGUCAAUGUCUAAUCUUUCCCAGACAUGGUCCGCACCAUACAGAACACCAGGUGAUGGUCAAAGAACAAGGCAUCUUCCUUCAUACGAGGAUCACAUCCAACGUCAUUCUCCUCCGGUCUACCGCAAGCUGCAGCCAAAUGGCCAGAGCCCACCAACCAGUGGCUACGAAUCUAGAGGCCGUAGCUCUCCAAAGACAUUACCUCGAUCUCAGGGUUUCCAGAGGUAUUACUCGUCAUCACGUUCCCAGUUCCCCGACCAGUACAACACAGAUGCUGGCUUUCAUGAACAGUACAUUGAUCAAAUGGACAACAGGGGGCAGGCCUUCAUGUCGCAGAGUCUGCCCCAGCCGUUGGAUGAUCAGGGACUGCUGCAACGGCUGUACCAGAGACCGAAUCAGAACACUGCCUUUGUGCCGAUACGCGCGUCUAACCCCAUGUAUCCCAUGAUGCCCGGUGGCGGCAUGAGCGAGGAAGCGUUCGCCAUGCAGCAGAUGGCAUACGAGUAUGAUAUGCCUUACAGCGAAAGCUCCUCCCGGUCGCACACCCCGCCCUUGCCCCCGCUUUCGCCGGACAUUACCCCUCCAGAGACACCUCCGGACUCGCCCUCUGCCUACAAGAAGAAUAGAUCAUCCAGCAUCUGGGCAGCCAACAACCAGCAAUCACCGCUGAAUCCAAGGAGAAACAGAGGGGACAGUUUAGGGAAGCUCAGAAAGGGUCCAGUGAACAGGAGUCACAGUGCGAACUAUAAACUUGGAGACUCUAGGUCACCGCUGAAGAGAAGCGGUAGUAAAAGCAGAAGGAAAAACAAGCACGGUUCAAGGACUAACAGUAGAGCAAGCGCUUCAACAGGGAAAGACAGUCGCAAAUCAAGUGGAAGUAGUAGCAGAGUUCCAUCUCUGCAGUUGAAUCAAGUUCAGGAGCAGACAGAGGCAUCGGACAGUGAUGUUUCCCCCAAGCAGAAGGCAUCAUCCAGUCUAAUGUCGGGUCCUGAUGGAAGGGAGGAGGAGACCCUCCAGGGUAACCCAUCCAGGGCCUCCUCCUUGGCCGGUGGGAAGGAGAACCAGAACAUGGAGGCUGUCAGGUCACAGCUCCUGGCUCUGGAGGGAAUGUAUAAAGAAAUACUGGGUGUGAUUGGUUCUAGUAAGCUUGAGAGUGAUAGUCCAAAGGCAGGAAGCAAGAUCAGCGCACCCAUGAGAAAUGUCGGCAAACAAAAAAGCAACAAACUCUCCACCAAACAACGGGAGCGGGAUAUCAAGACAGUCAACAAGCGUUUCUCCCGAGUGGAGUCACACGUCGUGACGUUGGCCCGUAGCGUUGCCCACCUGUCAUCUGAAUUGCGAUCUCAGAAUGCUCUGAUACGAGAGAUCGAAGCGUUGAGGAUUGAGGUGAAUCAGUUGAAGGAUGUUGCCUAUUUCAAUCACGAUGUCUCUUCAUCAUCAAGGAAUCUUCACAGGCCAUUUGUGCCACAAUGUGCCAACCCACAGAAGAUCAAGAAACUCACCAAAUUCUUUGGGGAGGAGCCUCCGUUAUUAUCAAUAUUCCUAAAGGAUCUUGGCUAUGAGAAAUACAGCAGUAAUUUUGAGAAGGCUGGGAUAUCAAUGAUAGAGAUGCCCUAUCUGAGUGAGGAGAAGCUUGAAAACAUUGGUAUACCCAUCGGACCUCGGCUUCGCAUCCUACAGGAGGCACAAAUAAUGGUCUGAAAAGAUCACUUUUCAACUAUGCAAGAACAAUACAAUUCAUUUGUAGAAGCUGGUUAUUUUCCAUGGCGAUGCAUUGUAUUGGUACGGUGAUGAUUUUAUUACUUCAAGUCAUUACUGCGUACGAUAUAGAUGUUGGAAUCUUUACAGAAAAUUUGGGAGUGCUGACUUGAGGAUCCACUUCCAAAUAAAUGCUGAAGGAAUAAAUCUGCAAAUGACGCAUCAUCUCUUCAACAUGCUAAGCUUCAAAACUGACAGUUUUAUUUGGCGGAAGGACUCACAUUUUUUACUUCCUCCUCCAAAAAGAUGAACAUGCAAAGAGAUAUGUUAACUCUUCAAAGCUUAAUUGGAUAUCAAUUCUCAUGAAAUCCCCCAAACAUAGCCGAAAAUUGAAAAAUCAAAAUUCUUCCAAAUAACUGGAUUAUGCCAACCCAAAGCACUUUCACAAUUAAGUGAUACUAUUUCAGUUACAGUACACUGAAAUUGAUAUAACCCACCAAUAUGUAACAAUACCAAAUUAUUGCAUUUUUUUAAAUUGGUAUUUUCAAUUUAUCUAUGAAUAUAUAUGCAGCUGGUGCUAGUAAUGUUUGCUGUUGCUAUGCACACUUCCUCUUUCUAUGCUUUGCUAUGUCAAGUUUUCCACUUCUGUUUUUUUUUUAUAAACCUGUAUUUGAUAAACCACAUUCCACAUGAUGCUGUCACUGUUAGAGAUAUGAAAUACAACACAUUUAAUUUGUGUAUUUCAUAAUACAUGUGCCACUGUUGUUCUUUACCGUGAGUGGCUUGUUCUGUAUACCACAUUUUCUUGUAGACAUGCAAGACCAGAUAGCAGAGGCCACAAGUAAAAAUUAGGGGAAAAAAUUAAAGAAAUAUUAAAGUGAAUGAUGACUCCCAAGUGCAAAUGCAGGGAAGAAUAAGGAUAAAUGAGUAAGGG